Messenger RNA from Siniperca chuatsi (mandarin fish), 5298 nucleotides. RefSeq names its product ADP-ribosylation factor GTPase activating protein 1 (gene arfgap1). The coding region runs from base 242 to 1489 and encodes 415 amino acids. The transcript has 13 exons. The record is from RefSeq and is a predicted model, not a curated record. Gene Ontology annotation, biological process: regulation of ARF protein signal transduction; regulation of endocytosis. Gene Ontology annotation, molecular function: GTPase activator activity. Gene Ontology annotation, cellular component: Golgi membrane. Lineage: Eukaryota; Metazoa; Chordata; Actinopteri; Centrarchiformes; Sinipercidae.
GGACUCCCAUGAUGCAUUGCACUGCCAACGUAUGCAAACAGGAACAUGGCUACCGGUGUUUAACAUCAGCAGUCCAUCGUAAUAAUACAUUUCUGUCGGCCUGACACAGUCUGUGACAGUAUAAUAUUUGCUGUGCCUCCGCCACAGAAGAAAAGCCUUCGUAGAGUUUAUCGGCGGAGCCAGCAGACCCUCUGAAAACAGCGUCUUCGUUGUUCGUCAAUCACAGAGAGCGUGGGUCAACAUGGCGAGUCCAAGGACCAGAAGAGUUCUGAAGGAAGUGAGAACCCAAGACGAGAAUAAUCUAUGUUUUGAGUGUGGGGCUUUUAACCCUCAGUGGGUUAGUGUGACUUAUGGGAUCUGGAUUUGUCUGGAGUGCUCUGGCAAGCACAGGGGCCUGGGAGUACAUCUCAGUUUUGUGCGCUCUGUCACCAUGGACAAGUGGAAAGAUAUUGAGCUUGAGAAGAUGAAAGCAGGAGGAAACGGAAUAUUCCGCUUGUUUCUUGAAGUCCAAGAUGAUUAUGAUCCCAACUGGACUUUACAGGAGAAAUACAACAGUAAAGCUGCUGCACUCUUUAGAGACAAGGUCGCAACUUUAGCCGAAGGUAAGGAGUGGUCCAUUGAGACAUCUCCUGCCAGAAACUGGACAUCUCCUCAACCCAAGACCAGCCUUUCAUCCUCUCACCGCUCUGGAGGACCUGGACAAAACUCAGCGAAAUCUAGCGACAAAGCUUUUGAAGACUGGUUGAGUGAUGACGUUAACUCAUAUCAGAGUGGUGGGGGUUACAGUGGGAAUCAAGAGAAUCGGUAUGUUGGCUUUGGCAACACGGUGACCCCAGAGAAGAAAGAGGAUGACUUUAUCAACAAUGCCAUGUCUUCUAUUUAUUCAGGUUGGAGCAGUUUCACUGUUGGAGCUAGCAAGUUUGCUUCUAUCGCUAAAGAUAAUACAACUAAACUGGCAAACCAAGCAACCUUAAAGGCCACAGAGUUAGGACAGACAUUAAAUGAGAAUGUUAUCAAACCUACCCAAGAAAAGGUGAAAGAUGGCAAAUUGCUAGAUGAAAUGGCUGUCAGCAUGACUGGGCUGGCAAACAAGGUUCAGGGAGCAGGUGCAAAAUUGACUAAUCUCUUUACGGGAAAACCGGAAGAUGGGUCUGCUGGAGAGAGCUACCAGAACAUGGAUGCCACUGAGGGAUAUCAGGGCAGUUCUAGUCAGCCUAUGGCAAAGGACUUCUGGGAAACCUUCGGCAGCAACAGCUCCUUAAAAGCCAAGAAAUCUCCCAGCAGUGACAGCUGGACCAUCGCAGAUAAUUCUGCAAAGAAGAGCUCUGACAGUUGGGACAAUUGGGGCUCCGAAGCAGCGUCCAACAACAAACACAGCACAGAGGAGAGCUGGGAGGCCUGGGACAACAACUGGGAGAACGCGGAGGGUAAGACGAAGAAGAGUCCCACAAAACCUGCUGAGGAAACCUGGGAUAAUGCGGACUGGUAGUGACCUCACAACCAUACAUCUCUUCACCUUUUUUCCCACUCUGGCCUUUUCCCUCUGUUUUCUCUCUCUCUCUGUUCAUCUCACUGGCACUUUCAGGGAAAGAGCUGAGUCAGCUUAGUUCAUGUCAAUCCAUUCAAAAUAAAUUUAUGAUAAACCCAAGCAACAAUAAAUGAAGCCCAGGGUAAAGGUGAGCUCAUUAAAUUAAUAUUCUUAAAAUGUACAGCUACAUUGAGCUGCAGUCAUUUAUUUUAUUGUAAAUUACCUUCAUCACAAAGAACUAAGAUAAAUCAGUGUAGGUAUGGUCAUAACCUUCUGCCUGUGCUCCCCAAAUAUAAUACUCUUAAUGGUAAAUAAGCCUGUGAGUUUAAUGAUACUGGUUUUCAAUUCACCACAUAAAAAUGAUGCAUGAAAGAGAAAAUCUGACAUUGUAAAUAUAUAUCCUUGUAGAUACAGUAUGAUUGACUAAACACAAAUGACAUUAUUUUCUGUUUCUUCAAUCAGAUUGAUUUGCUCUACUCCUGGACCUUUUGCACAUUUUAUUUUUGUAAAAUUGAUUUUGAAAAGCCUUUUUGACGGAAUAGAACCCUUUCCACACUGUAGUCACAAAGUGUUAUGUUAAAUUAAAGGAACAAAUUGGCUACCAUUAAUCAAAAGCUGUGUGGAUAUGUAAAAUUUAAAUGAAAUAAUCUAAUGUGUAAAGAGUUUGGGCUAAAUGACCUUUAUAGUUUUAUUUGUUUUUUAAAAUAUAUUUUUUGUUAAAAAUGUGCAAAUAGUUUAGGGGUUUGAAAGCAGAGAGCUGCUGAUGCAUCAUUAUGAUGUUAUCAAGACCAGAAAAUGAUACAACAGCCUGCUUAGAAGUUGAACUUGGUGUAUUCUAAACAAAUUAAGUUUUUCAAUAAUUGUCCUUCUGGUAAAAUGGUUAAGUUGCUUUAUAAUACAUACAUGUAUUGUAUCACAUUGGUGACAAGCUGACUUAAAACUUAGCUUUUUCUCAAAAUGGAUGUAUUUAAUUUAAGAUCGAUGAGCUGUUGAAACUGAUUUUGAUUGGUUGAUAAAUUAAUGUGAUUGUACUUUUUUUCCUGUUGUUAAUAGCAUCUCCAGAUCCGUCUGUGACUCCCAUUCAAAUGUUCAUUGCAAAGGUCUUCAGUGACAGUAUUGUUUUAAGCACAUCCCUAACAUCAUAUUAGCAUUAUUAGGAUUUUUUUUUGUUAUGCAACUCCUCAAGUAAUUUUACUUUAUACUGCAACAUUUAGCAAUUUAUCACAUUGUUUCUUCCUUAAUUCACAGUGGUAAUUAAUUUGUUUGUGUUGAAAAUUUUCAAGCUAAAAUAUGCCAGAAAUCAAUCGGUGAAUGAAAUUCAUUAUAAUAAACUGUCACAAUACCUGCCAAUAGUUAUUGAUCUACUGGGGGAGAUGAGGGGAAUUUAUUGUAAUAUUAUGUUAUGUAUUUUUUAUUAUUUUUUUCUGACCUCGAAGCUGGCCGAUACUAUUUGAAUCGGAAUUUAGUGCAGGCCGACUUUCAAACAACGGAACCCAGGCUCAUGUCGGGCCAGGCAUUUUGACAAACUUGCAUUCUCUUAUAAUAACAUAACACUGAGUAAUGGCUCAUAUUUUAUAUAUAUAUACAGUUUAUUGUAGAUAAUUUGACACAGAAAUCACUCAUUGCACGGUGAUAUACUGUGUGUACUGUAUGCGAGGUGGAGGUUGUGUUUCAAUAACUGGACACAGAUCGGGACUGUAGACUACAUUGUUAACUGCAUGGUGUGGCCUGUGAGUCUGCAACAUGUGACCUCCACCGAACCGACAGUGUCGAUGUAGCUCUGUGUGAACUGUUCUCUCCACAUCUGUGUUAUUGCACCUUGGUCAUUAUGUAUUGUGAGGAUUCGGUGUCACAGAUAUCUUCACCCUUGUAUUAACAUCUGAAUUGUGGAGUGAUGUUAAUGAGGUUUAUUAUACCCCGGAUGCUUAGAUGGUCAUAGCUCUCAAACGCUUGUUAUGAAUAAAUUUAAUCAAGCUAGUACAUCCUUCAGUCAGAUGAAAUGGCAGCUGCACUCACACUGUUCAUCGUGGAUGCAAAUGUAUCAUGACAAGCUCAUUGUUUCUACAAGCAGGAAUGUAAUCAGUGUGAAAUUGUGUAUUUUACAAGCCUGAUAAUCUGGUAAUCUUAAAAUUUAAACUAGCUGUCAAGGUUGAGAACUAGGCCGAUUUUGCAGCACCUCACUUCCCGACGUGGCCUUUAAUUCCCUAUAACAUAAGGUGUUGCAACUUUAUCAUACUGUAAAUGACUGUAAAGUUUCAUUUGUUUGUACAUGUAAUAACCUACAGUUGCUCAGUCUUCAUAAAUGAUGCAAACCACUCAAACUAAGCUCAAGUUAAGUUACACUUGAACCAAUUCCAACCCCAGGGUUGAUUUGUCUACAUUUGUUUAAAAUUUCACAACAAGAAGGUAAAGUUAAUUACGAAUAUCAGAAGACAUCUUAACAUGCUUGGUUUGCAUCUGAUUCUUCGUGUCUGUGAUCAUGAAAUGGCCAGUAGUUAAUUAUUUACUGCCCACGGAGCAGUGUACCAGUCCAAUAUAGCUGCUGGAUUGUUGUUUGUGAUUCUGGAGUUAUAACAUCCUACUGUUCUUUUGAUAGGCAGUACUCAUUGGGCCUCAUGAUUGGUAAAAAAUAAUGUUUUACUAUCACAGGUUUUAAUGUGUAAAGGAUAUAUCCUGGGAACUUAGUCCAUACCCAUUUCCUACCUCUAAGAAGUCUUCAGUUUACUGCCGAGUUUUCAGUAUGGAACAUGCUCUCUUUUUUCUUAAUCUGUCAGCAUUGUUUUGAUGUAGACUUUAUCACAGCAGGCUUGGUUUGCUGUGGCUCAUUUUGUCUUUGCUUUGAAAGUGUUAAAGCAAUGUAACAAAGAUGGGUCUACAGUGUUGGUGUGUUCUCAGUGACAAUGCAAUGGUGUAAAAAAAAAAAAAAAAAAAACCUACAAAAGAUCACUCCUGGAACAUUAGUGUCGCUGAACCUCUGCAGUCGUGUGCUCAUGUAUGGUCAUGUGUUAAAAAACCUUAAACAGCUGAGAUUGCUUUCUGUUGCUGUGUGUGUCUGAUGCAGUGAGGUGUACAAGUCAGUAGAUCACCAUCAAAGAUAAUGUCAAAUGAUAUAUUGUUACCCUCAGCCUUCCCUAUAUUACUGAAGUUUAUGUCAGUUUUUGAUUUUCUAUUUUUUUAUUUAUAAUGGCAUGGCAUGAAACAUAUAAAUUGCCAGGAAAUUAAUGGAAGACGAUGUGCUGUGAUAUCUCACAGUUCAAAAAGGGGAAAUGUUUGAACAAAAUGUUGUCACUGGUCUGAAAUCUGUAAAAGAGCUUAUAGUUCUGAACUUUUUUAUUGGUGAAUGUCCUGUUGGGGUUACUGGUACACUCGAUUCACGGAAGUGAUAUAAGGUGAUGAUUUUUUUUUUAUAAACCCCAUGAAAUCUGAAUCUAAUUCUAAACUUUCCAGAGCAGCAGUUUAGCUCAGUGUCCGUGCCUGUCGAACAUUUGAGAUUGGGUAUGUCUGUGUUUGUUGAGGAAACUAUUAUAUCAGAAAUACUAUUUUUGAUGUCAUGCAUGAGAUGUAACGUGGAGCUCAAAACAUUCAGCUGUUGUUUAAUUUUCUAAAGUUGUUUCCUCAGUGAAUUUAAGUGCAGUUGUCUGCUUGCCCCUUCAAGUUUCACCAGCAGCCAUCCCAUGAAGUGAGCCAUUGUUAGAUGCUCAGUUGAGGCUGUGGAUAUUCUUCCUGUACACUUGGUUUCUGUGCUCAAUAAAAAUGUAUUGUGCCGUGAA